AUGAGGAAUUUCAACACCGUUCUCGCCACUCUGGCACUUGCCAGCACCGCCUGUGCACAAGGAUCUUUGUGGAAUGGGACCUCGCCGCUCUACAAGAAUCCCAAUGCCACCAUCGAUGAUCGAGUGUCCGACCUCUUGAGCCGCAUGACAAUAGAGGAUAAGGCGUCCCAACUGCUCCAGGGCGAUUUCACCAACUGGAUCAAUGUCACAGAUGGCAGUUUCAAUGCCAGCGGCCUGGAAUGGAACAUGCAGAAUCGGGCGGCCGCCUUCUAUGUUGGCUACUAUACCAACUGGACAACUCUUUCCAGCGGUAUCAAGGUUGCUCAGGACUAUCUGACCCAGAACACAACCCUCGGCAUCCCCGCCUGGGUUCAGUCCGAGGGCAUCCACGGCUUCCUGGCUGCCAAUGCCACCGUGUUCAACUCGCCGAUCGCCCACGCCUGCGCAUGGAAUCCCGACCUGGUCGAGAAGAUGGGUAAGGCGAUCGCACAAGAAGCCCUUGCUCUGGGUGUGAACAACAUCUUUGGGCCCCUGGGGGAUCUCGCUCGUGAGCUGAGGUUUGGCCGAGUCGAGGAGACAUACGGAGAGGACCCCUACUUGUCAGGAGAACUGGCAUAUAGCUAUGUCAAGGGACUGCAGUCCGGAAAGGUCGCGGCAAUGGUGAAGCACUUUGCUGGCUUUGCUACGCCAGAACAAGGCAUCAACACCGCGCCCGUCCACGGGGGAGAGCGAGAGCUUCUGACAACCUACUUGCCCUCGUUCAAGCGGGCGAUCAUCGACGCCGAGGCAGUGAGCAUCAUGUCGGCGUAUCACUGCUAUGACGGCGUGCCAGCAGUCGCCGACUACCAUCUCUUGACAGAGAUUCUUCGGGAUUCCUGGGGCUAUGAAUACUUCGUCAUGAGCGACGCUGGUGGCACUGAUCGUGUUUGCUCGGCCUUUGGACUCUGCCGAGCCUCGCCUAUCGACUCCGAAGCCGUGGUCUCGCUGGUCCUUCCAUCCGGAAACGACGUCGAGAUGGGCGGUGGAUCUUACAACUUCCAAAAGAUCCCCGAUAUGGUUGAGGCCGGCACGCUCGAUGAAGCCAUUGUCGAUCUUGCAGUCUCGCGAGUGCUCCGGGCCAAGUUCAAGAUGGGGUUGUUCGAAAACCCCUUCCCCGGAGUUCCGGAGGAUGAGUUUGGAGACUACAUCAACACCAACGAAACGCAGCAACUCGCACGUCAACUUGACACUGAGUCCAUCGUCCUGCUUGAGAACCACGACAACGUCCUCCCGUUGAGCAAGUCGGCUAAUGUGGCUGUCAUUGGGCCCAUGGCCUCUGGCCUGAUGAACUAUGGCGACUAUGUUGUCUACAAAUCCAACUACCGCGGCGUCACUCCACUCGACGGCAUCAAUGCCGUCAGUGAGGGCACGGUGACCUUCGCCCAGGGUUGCGAGCGCUGGUCAACCGACGAGUCUGGAUUCCCCGAGGCCAUCGCCGCCGCAGAAGCAGCCGAUGUCGCCGUUGUAGUCGUGGGAACAUGGUCACGCGAUCAAGGCGAGCUUUGGACGGGCUUGAAUGCGACCACUGGCGAGCACAUUGACAUCUCAGACUUCAAGCUUGUCGGUGCCAUGCCGAAGCUAGUUCAGGCUAUCAUCAACACUGGCAAGCCGACUGUGGUAGUCUACAGCUCCGGGAAGCCAAUCACUGAGCCAUGGAUCAGCAAGAAUGCCUCAGCGCUUGUGCAGCAAUUCUAUCCUUCUGAGCAGGGAGGCAAUGCUCUUGCUGAUGUGCUGUAUGGAAACUAUAACCCCAGCGGACGCUUGAGUGUUUCCUUCCCGUACGACGUGGGAACGACUCCUAUCUACUAUGACUUCCUCAACUCGGCUCGUGCCUAUCCUAAUCCUGGACACGUAUACCCUAACGGAACAUUGGUGUACGGCAACAACUAUGUGCUGCAGUCGCCCUUGGCGAUGUACGACUUUGGAUACGGCCUGUCGUACUCCAACUUCUCGUACUCGCCCGUCUCUCUGUCGUCCACCACUGCGUCCGCGACCGACACCAUCACGGUCUCCGUCGACGUGACUAACAACAGCACAGUCGACGGCACAGAGGUGGUACAGGUCUACGUCAAGGACGACGUCUCCUCGGUUGUGGUCCCGAACAAGCAGCUCAAGGGCUUCGCCAAGGUCCCUAUCGCAGCCGGUGCCACCGAGACGGUCAAGGUCGAUGUCAAUGUAGCGGAUCUAGGCUUGUGGAACAUAAAGUUGAACUAUGUCGUCGAGCCUGGUAACUUCACCAUUCUUGUCGGCAGCUCGAGUGGUAACUUGCCUGUGAACGCUACCUUGACAGUAGCAUGA
This is a messenger RNA of Diaporthe amygdali, 2337 nucleotides long. RefSeq lists its product as uncharacterized. Gene Ontology annotation, molecular function: beta-glucosidase activity. The transcript has 4 exons. Gene Ontology annotation, biological process: glucan catabolic process. Lineage: Eukaryota; Fungi; Ascomycota; Sordariomycetes; Diaporthales; Diaporthaceae. The record is from RefSeq and is a predicted model, not a curated record. Bases 1 to 2337 code for a protein of 778 amino acids.